GGGAAGAAGACGACUAAACAUAAUAUCGUCAAGAUUCGAAGAAUAACGUUGGGUUCGCGCGUGGAGUACCGGAAAAAUAACUUUUAUAUUCUCGGUUUCGUAGUGGCAACAACUGGCGACAAAACAAACCUUAAGUGCAAUACAUAAACGGGCCUGUGCAACUCGAGUAAAGUCAAUGUUUAAUACAAGCUUCAUUCAGAAAGACUAAGUUCUGGGCGGUGGAACCACCCCCUCUGAAUUGUUAAAUAUUUAUACACACCACCAACGGAACGCACGCACUUACAUAUUUUACUUUGCUAGUGGCGCCAACAUAUGCAAAGCAGCGAUAAGAAAACAACAACCCAAAACAGAAAAGAAAAGCAGGAAAAACAGAGGCCGAUACUGGGACAUAGUUUUUUGUUUGCUGCCGGAGUGACUGGAGUGACUCAACUCCCACAGCAAUUGCCGCUGAUGAGGUGAACGAACUGGUCAGCGCAUCCACCCAGCAUCCAUUUUCAGCCCCUGCAUCUCGGGCAAUUAAGACAACCCUAAUUGAAGGGCGAGGAGGAGGAGGAGGAGGGCGCCACUUAGCUGAAGAUGCCUUCGCUGCGCCAGAAGGUCACCACUUACUUCCGGCAGCUGAGCUUCAUCGCGGAGCCUCGCGAGGGUCGCCGGCGGGCCAGCGAGCACGACGAUGACGACGGCAGCUUCAUUACCAAAUAUCUCGAGGGCCGCAUGCAGCGACAGUUUGUUGAUGGUCCGGAGAUCUACAAUGGUCAGAAUCCCACAGACUUGCCCGUGCUCAAGCUGGACACUUACGAAGCUGGAACCUGCUCAAUCACCGCCGCCUGCACUGGACCGGAUGAAGGACUCACCGGCAUCAAGCGGUCCAAGCUUCAUCUGAGCACCAGUUUUGCGGACGACAUAGACUUCAUAGACACGCAGCAGGAGAACGAUGAUUGCUACGGCGUGAGGAAGAGCACCCCGCCUGCUCCAGUGACCGCACAUAAUUCCACACGCUUGGCCAGCAAGUUUGGACGCCCGCCGACUGGAUCCCGGAGACAGAGCAGCACGGAGCAGCCGUCCGGAUCCGUUCCAGCUUCGGGAAUGCGUUCCCGCAAGAACUCCAAGAGCAGCAUAGCGAAUCUGGCGGCGGCUGCUGCUGGAGGAGAUGCUGGCAAGGCGGCCAGCGAUCAGAACAACAGAAAUCUGUUGAAUGCAAAGACUGAGGCCUCGACGGAUGGGGACUCCAACUCGGAGCGGGAACGCCUGCUCCGCGAGGCGGUGAGCAACCAGGGUGGCGCCGCUCCAGCUACCGUGGUCGCCGGCGUGGAGAACUGGCGCAUGGAAUGUGAUUUUGCAUAUGGAAUCUCGGUGUCUCUUUACGAGACGAACAUGCUGACCAAGGAGCCCAUGGGCAAUCCCAUCGCCGACUGCUACGGGAUGGUGGUGCGCGGGGACUCAGCAGCCAUGGCCAUGGCAGAUGGCGUCAACUGGGGAGAUGGAGCUCGUCUGGCGGCCCGUUCGGCUGUCCACGGCUGUCUGGACUAUCUGGACAGGGCUGUGUUUGGUCAGGCACUGGAGUGCAGGGCGACGACAACUCAAGAGGUGUUUGUCAGUCUGCUGCGGAGCUUGUGGGAGGGGCACGGCUGCAUCCUGGAGGUGGGCGGCGCCCUGUCCACGCUGACCAUUGCCGUGGUGCUGCCGCUGGACGAAGCACCGGGCAAGUAUGUCGUUUGCUCCUGCAACGUGGGCGAUUCCCUGGGCUACGUGUACUCGAAGAGGCACGGAGUUCGGGAGCUGACGCAGGCCUCCCACGACAUCAGUUCCAUGCGGGAUAUGCGCGACGCUCUGGGAGCCCUCGGACCGGCGGAUGGCAACAAGCCGGAGCUGAGUAAUCUUACCUUCUCGAUGACUUGCAUCGAAAAAGGCGACAUAGUGUUUCUCACCUCGGACGGGAUCAGCGAUAAUUUCGAUCCCGUGGUGGGCAAGUUUGCCGAGGCCUGGACGCCAGAUGUGAAGCUUCAGUCUGCAGGGCAUGCAAAACCCGGGAUCCUGGCUCCCAAGCGGCAGAAUAAGAGCGCAUCCGCCAUCUAUGCCCGCCUGCAUCCCUCGACGCCGCCCACGCGACCUGCUCGCCAGUCGAAAGCGGGCAGUCCGCCCAGCAACGCUCCCAGUCGACCGAAGUACAUGCGUUCCCAGACGCUCAUUGAACCACGCCAGGGACUGGCGUCGCCUCCACCACCUUCAGUGGCUCCCCGGCGCAUUCCGAAGUCCAUAUCUGGGCUCCCACUGGUGACGGGUCCUCAGCGGCAUGCUCUCACCUUGUACCGCUUGGAGGAUCUGCUCAGCUACGGCAUAAACGGAACCUUCUCGCCUUGUGUUUCGGCUCGGAGACUCUGCCAUUUGCUCAUCGAUUUCGUUAGGAUGAUAACCUCCGCCAGGAGAAAGACCCUGGAGCAGAGGGAGCUCUUCUACAAGCUGUCGACCGGUCCGGAUGGGGCCAAGCGGGAGGUGCAGCUGAAUCGCAUGCAGCAUCGGGCGGCCAGGAAGCGAGUGGUGGACAGCAGCGCUUUUGUGGCACUGCCCGGAAAACUGGAUCACGCCACUGUGAUGGCCUACACGGUGGGCGGUGGCGAAGAUCACGAUAAUGGGAACGACACCGGCGAGGGAGUAGCUGUUUCCCCCGUGCUGCAAUCAAAGGAAUUUAAGGAGACGAAUUUCUAAAAGGAGAAAACUCUAGACUGCAGACUAAGCUUUUUAUACAUUUUUCUCACUCACAUUUGUAUGGGUACUUCUACGUAGAACCGAUCCUAUUUAGGGUCUCAAUUAAAGUUUUUGUUACUGGAUUUUUAUAAACAAAAAAGUUUCGCAGAAACUGUAAUAUUUUGUUAUAUCAAUUAAAACAUCGAUUUUUGCCAAAUACAGAUUUAAGUUUGAUUAUUUCACUGCUUGCUAGUCUAUCAUAACGAAUCGUUUUAUUUAGUUUUUAUCUUGCAAAGUCACCUAAAUGCUAUUAAGUUAAUACCCUAAAUUGUUAAUACAUUUGACCAGGAAGUACCCAUAUGUACACAUACUACAUAUAUAGAUUUACAUAAGUAUAUAUACGUAGUGAUUUAUAUCACAUGUAUCUUUAAUAUGCAUAUAUGAAGAUUUCUCAAAAGUUUGUUGACUAUAAUUUGGUACUCUCAUUUGUCAGCCAUAGUUUUUUAGCCAUUUAUUUGUAAACUGCAAACGACAGAAAUGCCUCAAAUGUUUUAAACUACCAAAAAGAUUAAGAAUACACAAAUGUACAUCGUAUUUUUACACUCUCAAUCAUAAUUCAAUGUAUAUGCCACUUUUACACCAGCAAUAAUGUGAAUUGGCGCCAUUUCAAUUUUUACAAGGCGGCAGCGUAUAAACUUGGUAACGCACAGCUUAAGUUGUCGAGUGGACUGGUCAAACAGGGCCUAGGCAAUUCAUAAUAAAAUAAACGCAUUGGGAAACUGCGCUUUUACAAACACCAUAAAAAAGUCGUUUUAC
Messenger RNA from Drosophila ficusphila, 3501 nucleotides. Its product is annotated as PP2C-like domain-containing protein CG9801. The record is from RefSeq and is a predicted model, not a curated record. The transcript is spliced from 3 exons. Bases 577 to 2706 code for a protein of 709 amino acids. NCBI's taxonomy places the organism in Eukaryota, Metazoa, Arthropoda, Insecta, Diptera, Drosophilidae.